AUGCCAUUUGGCACAAUUGACUCUGGUGCUAUAUUGUUGCUCGUUUACACCAGUCCUGUUUCCAUGGCAAUUUCAAACUUACUAUUUGAUUGGCAAUACAUACAUUAUUGGUUUUAUUUAGCCUUAUCCAACCUGGCUCUGUCUUAUCAUAUGUUACAACGAAGAGCGGAAGCAGCCACCGGAGAAUAUUCCGGCGCAGCUAUGAUUACAGGGCCUAUAACAAUAUCGGUCACGACUGUUGACCAUUCCUUAAUACCCACAAGCUCUGCAACCUUUUCAUCAACUUCUAUCACCAGAAUAUCAAGCACCUCGAUGGACAAGAGAAUUGGAGCCUUGGGAUCCAGAGAUCUUGGGCCUGGAGUUGCUAUUGGGUCUUGCACAUGGCCAACUGAAGAUGUUACCGUAACAGAUUCAAACCAUCAUACAACUGUCUAUCCCCAGAUUCUCUGUAGGGACAAUACGAAACACUGCUGCCCACUUGAGGGAACACCUGAUACGCCUCUAUCGGCAUGCCCGCAGGGCUAUGUGAGCGCAGGGGAGAAUGCAUGCUGCCCACGUACUUUACUCGGCACGCAAACCCCAUGCUACAGCAAAUUUUCGACUGCUGUACCCCCAGCCGCGACUGCAAGUGCAGACACCAGUACCACAACCAUCCGCACAGCUCUAUUCGCGAAGAAAUAUGACAUCGUUCCUUCGCAGACGGCACAACCUUCGGCGUCUCCUACUACUACCUCUCCAGCUUCUUCAGAGUCUUCAGAACAAACUCUUUCAAGAUCACGGCGGUUGAGCGACAGAGAAAUUGCCGGCGUGGUCACAGGCUCGGUGUUAGGCGUCCUAUUAUUUUUGGGGAUCGCAGUCGUGCUUCUCCGCAGAUGGAAACGGUCCAAAGUCACUGUGGAUGACCUGAUUCGCCAGCCGACUAAAGGCACCCACGAACUCGCGCCAACCGACAACCAAUAUCCGGCCAAGCAACCUCAUGAUGAGUCGUGGACGACGGGAACGACGCAGAGUGUUCCGAUUAAUCCGGCUAAUAGCAACCACCAUAUACCCAUGGCCUAUUUGACAAACAUAACCCCUACAAUACGCACUGUCGAACCACAGGAGCUGCCCGGCAAUACAUUUAUUAAUGAAUAUCAUCCGGCUUAUCGAAAUGAUCCGUGUCCGUGGAGAGUUCAACCAUAG
Molecule: messenger RNA, 1182 nt
Organism: Histoplasma mississippiense
Lineage: Eukaryota; Fungi; Ascomycota; Eurotiomycetes; Onygenales; Ajellomycetaceae
Exons: 5
Coding region: 1-1182 (393 amino acids)
Source: RefSeq, a predicted model, not a curated record